This is a messenger RNA of Eutrema salsugineum, 967 nucleotides long. RefSeq names its product zinc-finger homeodomain protein 13. The transcript has a single exon. Gene Ontology annotation, molecular function: DNA-binding transcription factor activity; transcription cis-regulatory region binding. Gene Ontology annotation, cellular component: nucleus. The coding region runs from base 135 to 806 and encodes 223 amino acids. Lineage: Eukaryota; Viridiplantae; Streptophyta; Magnoliopsida; Brassicales; Brassicaceae. Gene Ontology annotation, biological process: regulation of DNA-templated transcription; regulation of developmental process. The record is from RefSeq and is a predicted model, not a curated record.
CCAAAGUUUUAUAGGCUUCACCGGCUGAGACUGUAUACACAUGUUAAGUUCGUGAGGACACACUUUUCUUGAUAAUCACGAACUCUCUCUCUCUCCAGCCUUUUUCUCUCUCCUCUUCUUCUUUUUCAUCACCAAUGGACGAGAAAAGAUCAUCGAAGAAACGAGAAAAACGCAGAAAACGCAACAAAGCCAAAGCCAUUUGCCGUGAAACUGGAGACCACGUUCAUUACCCUCCGACGCGCCCACCAAAAUCCACGCGUCCUCGUCACGCGCCGUCACCGAUCCUCGAAUCUAUCUUCCAACUUGCUCGCAAGUCACGCUACGGAGAAUGCGUGAAGAAUCAGGCCUCCGGCAUCGGAACCACCGCCUACGACGGCUGCGGCGAGUUCGUUAGCGCCACCGCUGGAGAAGAUUCUAUGAAUUGCGCUGCAUGCGGCUGCCACCGUAGCUUCCACCGGGAAGAAUCACUUUCCGGAGGAAUCCUUGAAGAGCUAAAUCUUACUCCGCAUCAGUUUCGCCAGAUCUUCUGCUCCCCUUACGGCGAGAGAAAGGACGAAGGUAAGAAGCGGAUCGUGAUGGAUCGAUCGGGCGGCGACGAUUUAGUGGAGGAAGGGGAAGGGAGAGUGAAGAGGUUGAAGACGAAGUUCACGGCGGAGCAGACUGAGAAGAUGAGGAACUAUGCGGAGAAGCUGCGGUGGAAAGUGAGCCCUGAGAGUAGAGAGGCAGUUGAGAAAUUCUGCGUUGAGAUUGGAGUUAACCGGAAAAAAAUUAUGGUUUGGAUGAACAAUCACAAGGAUAAAAAUUGAUGAUGACUACUACAUUCCAAUGGUGUUGCUUAUUUUUUCUUUGUUUCAUUUUAUUUUGUAUAUGUGUUUAGGUGUGUGAUGUAUGAACAUGAUGUUUUCAUAUCAUUUUGUUAUAAGAAAACCAGAGAUCUUAGAUUAUCUAUGUAUAUACAUGUUUAGUC